Messenger RNA from Lodderomyces beijingensis, 2723 nucleotides. The record is from the annotation of a GenBank genome assembly. NCBI's taxonomy places the organism in Eukaryota, Fungi, Ascomycota, Pichiomycetes, Serinales, Debaryomycetaceae.
AUGAGCUUGCAGGAGUUUUUCCAAGAUGAGAGUAUGUACGGUUUUUUCUUUCAAAAACAAUCCAGGACUUUACUAACUCCUUCCCUUGUGCAGCAUUUGGCGGAUCAUGGGCGGAUACAGACGUUGACAUGGCGUCGAUUUCGGUCCCCAUCGAGAAACCGUACGGAUAUGACGAUGGGUUUUCGCGAGGAGGAUCGAUGCCUGGAAGCAUGGGGCCUCCCUACAUUGUCAAGCUUGUAAAUCUACCAAUCACAGCAAACGAUUCGUUUAUCCAGGACUUGUUCCAAAGCAGGUUCACGCCGUUUGUCAAGUUCAAGAUCUUGACUGACCCUUCGUCCAACAUCUUGGAAACGCACGUUAUCAGACAGGUGGCAUUUGUGGAGCUAGGGUCGGCCCAGGAUGCUUCCAAAGUGUUGAAGUGGCAGGACUUGUACUACAAGGGCAACAGGAGGGUGGUGGUGGAGGUUGCAGACUUUAACGAUUUCCGCUAUUGUCUACAAUUCAACGAGGAACACCGUGCGGAAAUCCAACAAAUCCAACAUGACUUCAUAGCGCAAAAGCAGCACCAGAGGCAGCCCCGGCACAUGGCUUUGCUAGAUGAGCUUGACCAGCGAGAAGCGCUGGGCGCACAUUAUCACGGACUGAUGGGGUACCAUCACCCUCAUUAUCAGCAAAACUACAAUCACGCGAGAACACCAGAGAAACACUAUGCAUCGAUGCGCCAGGGCCACGGUGGGCCUAGCAGUUUUGAGACCUCGCCGCCGGUGCAUAAACCGUCAUUACCAAUAUUGGGCCAGCAUUUAAAUUAUCACGAACAAUCCAGUUUGCUGCAGCCCCGGCCUGCGACCGCGACCACUCCUACUACCGCACCAGCGCCCAAGCCUAAGCCUAACCCUUUUGGUGCUGCCAAGCCCGUUGACACGGUAUCGAAGCAAAUAGAAAUCGAAAAGAAAUUGAUCAAUUUAAAUAAAACAACAGUGCAGACACUUGGGGACGAUCCUGACCUCGAUGUCGAAAGCACCAUCCAAAAAUUCCACGAAAGCGGGGCAGCGCAUCCCAGAAGAGAAAGCUUUAAUCGAAGAAUGUCCUCAGAGAGAAGAACAUCUGCUAUUCUAAGGAGACUGUCGCAAGAACAACCGCCAUCAAAUACCGAACCUCAAAAAAUAUCAACUAGUGAGCCAAGUCUGUCUACUGCUGUGCCCUUGACUGAAGCUCCAUUACCUCGAAGCGACUACGCAGCCAACGGCACUGGUAAAUCGCUUGCCCAAUUAUUAAGCGAGAAAUCCGAUAGCAUGUCGCAACUGAUGGGGAAGAAUACUUCGCGAGACACUACUCCCAAGCCCGUUGUUGCCAAGCCAAUAAUUUUGAAAAAAAAGGCGAUAUCAUCGCCGCCUGCGGUCAAAAUGGACCUCAACGCAAAGGAAGCCGACGACUCGAGCACCAAGGAAACAAAUGGAAAUCACCACCAUGAACAAGAGCAGAGUGCUAGCGUGGAAAAAAUUGAUCCCCAGUCCCAUCAACCAGACUCGAAAGGAGCUGUUGAUCCCGAGCCAGCACAGUGGAAACUGAAACAAUCAAAAUAUCCAAAGCAGGACAAACCAAGAAAGCCGCUGCAAUCAAGUGCGACCAAUUCUGCAGUGCAAGAAGUGCAGGAGAAACUUGGAAAAGUGGCAACUGAUGACCUCAAGGCGGACACCAACACCAACACCAACACAAACACAAACACCAGCACCGGUGGCAAGUAUAGACCUCCAAAGCCCAAUAGACCUAAAAGAAAAGACGACGAUAGACCCAAUUUUAAAAACUUGGAUCAAUUAGUCCAGAAAAACGAAAAACGAGGCCAUCAACACCCAGCAUCAUCAUCCACGGAUUCAACGCUCGAUAAGUCAAGAACGACAGCAGCAGCAACAACAGCAGCAGCUCCACUUCCACAGCCCCAACAACCACAACCACCACAGCCACCAUCGUCAUCAUCGGUCCCAGGCCACCACCAACCAAACACCGCUAAGCCCGAGAAAGCAAACGAUGACGACUUCAAUCUCCCCAUCCAGGACGUGAUUGCCGGUCCCGCGGAUCUCGAAGAACACAUGCCUCGGAAAUUCAGAUCAUUUCAACAACAAAGACACUCAUUGCUGACGUCGUCAUCGCCCGCCAUCCCCUCGACCCCAAUCUCGCUAGGUGGUGACAUCAUGGCUAAACCGAGGGCAGUCUCGGCUGAGCUUGUAUCCUUGGUUCCUCUCAGCGAUGCACCAUCACCGCCACCACCACCGCCAACAACAACAACAACAACAAUAACUGCAUCAAAAACCGCGUCUGAGAAAGAACCUCGCGCGACUAGUGGUGACCUGGCUGUGAAGGCCAAAGCGCGCGACGCAAAUGGCGCGGCGCCCAAAGUGGAAAGCAGCAACGCUGAUGAUGACCAUGAAUCAGCACCAGGCGAGGAGAGUGGUGAAGUUGCAGAUGGCGGAAGCGCCGAACGUGGACGCGGCAGAGGUGGCAGAGGUGGCAGAGGCGGCCGGGGUGGAAGUAGAGAUGGAGGAGCAUUUAGAGGCAGGGGAGGCCGCGGGCGUGGGCGUGGUCGUGGUCGUGGACGAGGUCGCGGCGACUUUAGCGGUGGCGACAGGGGCGAUCCCACGAGCGACAACAAACCUGCAAACGGGCUCUUUCCUAACAAAAAGUACAUUCGCCCUAAACCGAAACCCAAAAAUGGAGAUACCGAUUGA